Messenger RNA from Ilex paraguariensis (yerba mate), 475 nucleotides. The record is from the annotation of a GenBank genome assembly. Lineage: Eukaryota; Viridiplantae; Streptophyta; Magnoliopsida; Aquifoliales; Aquifoliaceae.
CUUGACAGUUAAAGCACUGGUUUUCGUGGCCAUAUUGAACAUAGCUUUUCCUGGGUCUGUAAUUGUUGUAACUCUUUUAGCAUUCCACGGAAGUGCCCGGCGUACCUUCAUCGGAAUUUUUUGUGCGGCGGUCACUGUAGCUAUGUAUGCUGCACCUUUAUCUGUCAUGAGAACUGUGGCAAAUGCAAUUGGAAUCGUAUCGGGCUCAGCCCAACUGAUCAUCUAUAUGAUUUACAAAGAUAAGUCAUCACUUGUGGAAUCUGAAAAAACGGAAGUGAAAGAAGCCUCAAUUCACAAGCUUGAAGAGGGCAUCAAAGCACAAGACAUGAAUGAAUUUGAUGAAGGCAAGUUGAAAAGUCGGAGCGCAACCCUCCCUAAGCCAUCCAUAUCCCGAGCAUACACUAUCAAUAAACUCAUGAGAUCAGAUUCUAUGAGUCAAUACGAAUCGCAUUCGACCUUCCUUUUGGUCCCAUAG